This is a messenger RNA of Odobenus rosmarus divergens (Pacific walrus), 1840 nucleotides long. It is a transcript of the gene TKTL1, whose product is annotated as transketolase-like 1. Lineage: Eukaryota; Metazoa; Chordata; Mammalia; Carnivora; Odobenidae. The record is from RefSeq and is a predicted model, not a curated record. The coding region runs from base 40 to 1833 and encodes 597 amino acids. Gene Ontology annotation, molecular function: transketolase activity; thiamine pyrophosphate binding. The transcript has 13 exons.
CGAGCCAUUCGCUUCUCGGACACCGACGCGGUGGUAGUGAUGGCGGACGCCAGGCCUAGCACCGCGACGGCUGCCGAGGAAGCCAAGCCUGACGCGAAGACUCUCCAGGUGCUGCGGGAUAUGGCCAAUCGCCUGCGCAUCCACUCCAUCAGGGCCACGUGCGCUUCGAGCUCCGGCCACCCUACAUCCUGCAGCAGUGCUGCUGAGAUCAUGUCCGUGCUGUUUUUCCACACCAUGAGAUAUAAACAGGAGGAUCCGGAGAACACAGACAAUGACCGUUUCAUUCUCUCCAAGAGACUGUCAUUUGUUGAUGUGGCAACUGGAUGGCUCGGGCAAGGACUUGGGGCCGCUUGCGGGAUGGCAUAUACUGGCAAGUACUUUGACAGAGCAAGCUACCGCGUGUUCUGCCUCAUGGGAGAUGGCGAGACCUCUGAAGGCUCCGUCUGGGAGGCAUUGGCUUUUGCUUCCCACUACAAUCUGGACAAUCUUGUGGCCAUCUUCGACGUGAACCGCCUGGGCCACAGUGGUGCCUUGCCCGUUGAGCACUGCAUAGAUGUCUAUCAGAAGCGCUGUGAAGCCUUUGGGUGGAAUACUUACGUGGUGGAUGGCCGUGAUGUGGAGGCACUGUGCCAGGUGUUCUGGCAGGCAAGUCAAGUGAAGAACAAGCCCAGUGCUGUAGUUGCCAAGACCUUUAAGGGCCGGGGCAUUCCAAGUGUUGAAGAUGCAGAAAAUUGGCAUGGAAAGCCAAUGCCAAAGGAAAGAGCUGAUGCAAUUAUCAAACUAAUUGAGAGCCAGAUACAGACUAACAAGAAUCUUGAACCAAAACCCCCUAUUGAAGACUCGCCUGAAGUCAAUAUCGCGGAUAUAGAAAUGAGCUCUCCACCUGCUUACAAAGUCGGUGAGCAGAUAGCUACUCGGAAAGCAUGUGGUUUGGCUCUGGCUAAGCUCGGCCAUGCAAAUGAUAGAGUCAUUGUGCUGGAUGGUGACACCAAGAACUCCACCUUCUCAGACAUAUUCAAGAGAGAGCACCCUGAGCAAUUCAUCGAAUGUUUUAUUGCUGAGCAAAACAUGGUGAGCGUGGCACUGGGAUGUGCCACCCGUGGUCGGACCAUUGCUUUUGCUAGCACCUUCGCUGCCUUCUUGACCCGAGCAUUUGAUCAAAUCCGGAUGGGAGCCGUCUCUCAAAUCAACAUCAACCUUAUUGGGUCCCACUGUGGGGUAUCUGUUGGUGAAGAUGGUCCCUCCCAGAUGGCCCUGGAAGAUCUGGCCAUGUUCCGAUCCGUUCCCAACUGCACUAUUUUCUAUCCAAGUGAUGCCGUCUCAACGGAGCAUGCUAUUUUCCUGGCAGCCAAUACCAAGGGGAUGUGCUAUAUUCGGACCACCCGACCGGAAACUGCAGUUAUUUACACCCCACAAGAAAGCUUUGUGAUCGGACAGGCUAAGGUCGUCCGCCACAGUGUCAAUGACAAAGUCACAGUUAUUGGAGCUGGAGUUACUCUGCAUGAAGCCUUAGCAGCUGCCGAAGAUCUUUCCAAGCAAGAUAUUUCCAUCCGUGUCAUCGACCUGUUUACCAUUAAACCCCUGGAUGUUACCACCAUUAUCUCUAAUGCCAAAGCCACAGGUGGCCGUAUUAUCACAGUGGAGGAUCACUACCCACAAGGUGGCAUCGGGGAGGCUGUCUCUGCAGCUGUCUCCAUGGAGCCUGACAUCUUGGUCCAUCAGCUGGCAGUGCCCGGAGUGCCUCAGAGUGGGAAGCCGAGAGAGCUGCUGGAUAUGUAUGGAGUCAGUGCCAGACACAUCAUAGUGGCCGUGAAAUGUAUUUUAAUGAACUAAAAUACAU